AUGUCGCAGCAGACGUCCGACCGCUCCCCCGUGCCUGACCAGGCCGAGCUGAAUGCUUUCUUCCCCUCCAAGUACUCGCUGUCCCAGUAUGUUCCUCCCAAGACUGACUUCGACGGCGCCAAGUACGAUGCCUACACUGGCAAAUGGAAGAUCCUUCUGAUCGGCUCGCAGGAGCGCUACCUCAAGAUGGCCGAUGGCAAGUUCUUCUCGACGGGUAACCACCCUGUCGAGCUUCUCCUGCCUUUGUUGCAUCUUGACGCGGCUGGAUUCGACGUUGACAUUGCCACCCCUUCUGGCGAUGCGGUCAAGUUCGAAGUUUGGGCUUUCCCCUCUGAAGACGAGGCCGUCAAGAAGAUCUUCAACAAGUACCAGGAAAAGCUGCGUUCCCCUCUUUCGCUCGAAAAGGUAUGGGGCGCCGGCUUUACCGAAAAGACGCCUUACCUCGGCGUCUUCAUCCCUGGCGGUCAUGGUGUGCUCAACGACAUCCCCUUCUCGCACACUGUCGGCAAGGUGCUGCGAUGGGCCAACGAGUACCAGCGAUAUGUCAUUACGCUCUGCCACGGCCCCGCGAGUCUUCUCGCCGCCGACAUUGGCAAGCCAGAAGGUUCCAAGUACAUCUACGACGGCUACAAGAUCGUCGUCUUCCCUGACUCUCUCGACAAGGGCGCCAACAUUGACAUUGGCUAUAUUCCUGGCAAGAUGGAAUGGCUCGUCGGCGAGUCGCUCCGCAAGCUCAACGUUGAGAUCAUCAACGACAAGAUGUCCGGCCAGGUGCACCAAGACCGCUACCUCCUCACCGGCGACUCGCCCCUGGCUUCCAACAAUCUUGGCAAACUUGCUGCGUCGGUCCUCCUCCAAGAGGUGGCCAAGCGCCCCGCUCCCUGA
Molecule: messenger RNA, 885 nt
Organism: Sporisorium graminicola
Lineage: Eukaryota; Fungi; Basidiomycota; Ustilaginomycetes; Ustilaginales; Ustilaginaceae
Exons: 1
Coding region: 1-885 (294 amino acids)
Molecular function (GO): protein deglycase activity
Source: RefSeq, a predicted model, not a curated record